Molecule: messenger RNA, 1691 nt
Organism: Sphaerulina musiva SO2202
Lineage: Eukaryota; Fungi; Ascomycota; Dothideomycetes; Mycosphaerellales; Mycosphaerellaceae
Product: ATP11-domain-containing protein
Exons: 1
Coding region: 149-1132 (327 amino acids)
Biological process (GO): mitochondrial proton-transporting ATP synthase complex assembly
Cellular component (GO): mitochondrion
Source: RefSeq, a predicted model, not a curated record
UGAGACGGCAACAGAACGACGGGACCUCACAAGCGCGCAGGCUAAGCCAUCUCCACAUGCGGCUUCGCAUGGUAUUCCUGGAGCCGAUGGAUGCAUGAGGCGUAGGAGGUAGGACAAGUUGUUGGGAGUGAAGCCUGCUCUAUCCACCAUGAACUCCUCCUCUUCCCUCCUGUUCCGCCGAGCAGCCUCGCGCUGUCACCCGUCGUCCCUCCAGCGCAGCCAACGCCGCUGGGCUCAAGUGCACGAUGUCCGCUUCUUCGCGCUGCACCCGCCGCUCAACGACAAGAUCCAGGAACGAUACCGCGACAAGCUGCGGCAGAAGGCGCGCGAGAAGGGCGUCGACGACGUGGAGGAGCUGAAGCAAGUCUACCAGGAGCGCAUCUCGCAGCUGCGCAAGGAGAGCCUCGUACCGGGCCUCAAUGCUCCUCUGACCGAACAACACCAACCACCGCCCACCCCUCAGAAUGCCAGCGCGAGCAUCCCCUACCAACCCCCGCCGCCCCCUCAACCGCUCGUCGAUCCCGCUAUCCAGAAAGUUACCAAGAGCGAAAGUCCCGUUAAGACGCUCGCCUCCUUCAUCGAUGUGGAAAAGACGGCACAACUACCUCACAAGGAGAUCGAGACCAUCUGGCGGCUACGGCAUGUUCGCGACCCACAGUCGCUAUGCGCUGCCAUGCAAGCCGACACUUUUAAGCGUAUCUUUCAGACGGCAAAGAAACACCCACAAUUCAUCCUUCCCCUCCCACGGCCUGAGCAAGGCGCGGAAAUACACUUUCUACAAUGGACAUUUCCCACCGAGACCACCGCGACAGUACUCUUUACACACCUUGCCGAGUUCAAGAUGCGGGGGGAAUACGCUCAGCCCCAUACCACGAUCACGCAUCAUCUAGAUCUACUGGACAGCAAAGGCUUGGUGCUGCUAGAAGGGAGAGUGCAGGAGAAUAGAGGCAUCAGUGUGGAUGAGGGCAAGUUCUUGUUAAUGAACCUGCAGAAGUUCUAUGGCUUCGAGGCCAUUAGCGCAGUGGCGAAAGAGAGCAAGGAGAAGAGAGGCAAGCUCAUGGAGCAGUUUAGUGGUGGCGAUGAGACCUUCAAUGUGGAAGAAUUGCUGGAAGAGGCAGAGAAAGUGCCGUGAGGUGCAGUGUAGUCGAGGUGUACGAUUAUAAGCGGCGAUAUGAUGAGUAUUGCGCUUGCACGCAGUCGCUAGCCAGAAGACGCACAGACCUGUCAGAGGAACGCAGGGAGUGGAGAGAAUCAGUCAGGCUUGUACCUCGACACUAACUCUCUGAUGGCAGCAGCUCCGGUCCUGCUUAGAAUAGAAUGGAAAAAGUCAGACCACACAGAGACCAGUCACGACUACAGCUGGCUCGAGAUGGAUACUCACGACCCCACGAAGCACUGUCUAUCUUCACCACCACACCUUUUUCUCCAGUGUCAUAGGCGUCAAGUCUUGAUUUGGCUUCUUUGUUGAGGGAUGAGGAGGCAUUGUGGUGACGAGAGGAACGAUGAUGAUGCUCUCUUUUGAGGGAUGUGUGCUAUCAUUGAAAGCUGGUUCGUGCUAAUAUCCAACCCUUUAUUUAGCAGAUGGUCAAUAUGACUGCAUUCAAGAAGCUGCAAUCUCACUCGCAUCGAUGUCACCGCGUCGUCGAAAAGAAGAUCGAACAAUGAAUAGAGCAACAAAGACAAAGAAGCAC